Tigriopus californicus is the source of this 1481-nucleotide messenger RNA. RefSeq lists its product as uncharacterized. The record is from RefSeq and is a predicted model, not a curated record. Lineage: Eukaryota; Metazoa; Arthropoda; Copepoda; Harpacticoida; Harpacticidae. The transcript has 5 exons. The coding region runs from base 499 to 1272 and encodes 257 amino acids.
GGCUGAAUCAAUUACGUCGGCCGUAGUCCUCUCUGCCUUGCUGGGCUUUCCUCUGAGUGAGCUGGAUUCCAAAGGCCGUGUGUGUGUGGUGCUCGCAGGGUAAGGAUUUUAUAAACGUGCUCACUCACGGUUGUUGUCAGUACCGGCGGAGGGCGAGCCGACAAGACCCAUCGUCAUCAUCAUUAUUAUCAUUAUUUUUUAUUGCGAUAGUCGUCCAAUUGGAUAGUUCAGAACGCUGGGCUGUCCUUCAAUUGAAUGCCAGAAGAACAACAAGAAGAAGACGACCUUUCCAUCCAAGGUAGAAAGUCAGGCCGUAUUUUGGGGUUUGGGCGGCGGUGGCGUCUAAUGAUAUUCAUCGGGGCCAGUAGUGCGUAGUUGCUUGCGGCAAAAGCCACAUUCACAUUUGAAAGAGCAACCAUGGUUCUCAAAUUCGGAUCAUAAAGAAGACCUUCAUAUUUGCAUAUCUAUAUUUACCUUUGCGGAGGCCAGCCCUUCAAAAUGGCCGUUAUGAAGACUUUUUGCGGGUGUAUGACUACCCGGUCGGGGGCCAUGACCGUUCUUCUUCUAUUUUUGGGUGCAUAUUUGGCGGGUAUUAUCCUCUGUAGCAUUCAACUGUCGGGUGACGAGUUCCACAACUGGUACAACACCGAGAUAGCCAAGGACGAGAGCAAUUGUCUGACUGGUGAGCACAAGGACUCAUGGUGGUGUCAUCUUAUCCAAGACACCAAGUCAGAUAUCAAUGCAGUGCUCAUAGUAGGCAUCAUUCUAUGCUCUCUUUUGUUCUUGGGGGUGAUUCUCGCCAUCUUUGGGAUUUCCAAGGGCAACGCUUGGUUGAUGGUACCAUGGAUCUCCAUGAAGUUUGCCGUACUCAUGAUCGGAGCCGUCCUCUUUGGCUUGUCCAUCAUUCUGAUGAGCGUUUAUUGGCCAGUGAAUGAGGAUUCAAGCUCUAUCAUUGCCGUCGGGAUCAUAGGAUCCGCCACUACAGCAUUCCUGUUCUACGUUUGGCUUUGCGUGGUGAGUCAUUUCCAAUUGCUCCGGGAACUCGACAAAUUGGGACUGUCCUCCUUGGAACACGUGGAGCCGUUCCAUAACGAGGACGGCGACACCAUCGUGGACGAGAACGAGGAUGAUUAUCCAACGAAAUCGAACCUGGACAACCCAAGCGAUGAGGCCUACAACCCACAAGACGAGAACCCAACCUUAACGGAUACGGUCUCGCUUGAGGAUGCCGUGAUCGACGACUUUGAGGUGGCCGAGAAACACAUUGAGUGAGACCUGACGUCACUUGUUCAUCCUGGUCCAUUUUAGACGCUUGUGUAUGCAUUUUGGUAUAUAUAUACCAGUCAUUGAGCUUGUACAUACCCUCUCUCAGUCUCUCUUUCGUAAUCGUAUUGUACUACAAAUACCUAUACCUACUAUAUACGUGUAUAUCCUGAAACUAUCAUGAAUUGCGAGCAAUAAAUAUUCAUGUAUUCUUUUUG